Taeniopygia guttata (zebra finch) is the source of this 1669-nucleotide messenger RNA. It is a transcript of the gene CLRN3, whose product is annotated as clarin 3. NCBI's taxonomy places the organism in Eukaryota, Metazoa, Chordata, Aves, Passeriformes, Estrildidae. The record is from RefSeq and is a predicted model, not a curated record.
UGCUUAAAGUUUACCAGAACGACUCGGCGCUCGGACAGCGCCGAGGAGGAAUCACCCCCAUGGUACACGGGACUAAAGGGAACCAAAUCCUCUGAGCUGGGGGGAAAAUCCGGGGAAAGAUGCCGUCCAGGAAGAAAACCUCCAUGUUUGCCUCUGCUUUCUGUACCUGUGUGAGCUCCUUCGUGGUGAUCUGCGUGGUGCUGGCCACGCCGCAGUGGGUGAGCAGCCAGGUUCGGUUCUCGCGCACCGGCUCCACCGUCACCGUCAGCCUCACCUACGGCCUCUUCCGUGGCACCUGUGAGCAGUUCGUGGAUGCAGGACUCCAGGUGUCCAAAACCACCUUCCAAGUCUCGGAGGCCCUGAGCAGCAGCAGGAGCAGCAGCCUGAACGUGGCCACCAUCGUGGUGCUGGUGCUGGCCCUGCUGGGCUCCCUGCUCAGCUCUGCCUUCACCUGCACCAACGCUGUCAGCAACCCCUACCAGACCUUCCUGGGGCCCAUCGGGGUCUACACCUGGAACUCCCUGUGCGGCAUCCUCAUCCUCAUAACCAUGAUCCUUUUCCCUGUGAACGUGGAAGGGAACAGCCUGUCUGAAGAGCUGGCCCAGAGCUGUUCCAGCUCCCUGCAGACACACCUUGGAUCCACACACAGCUAUGGAUAUUCCUACUGGAUCAUGCUGCUCAUCCUUUUCCUGAACAUUGCUUCUCUCAUCAUCAUCUAUUUCUACGACCAUGCCAGAUACUCCAAGAAGAAAGAGCAGGAAAGACCCAUAGAAAAUGCACCAAAGGAUGUUAUUCUGUUUUAAGGACACCUUGGAAAAGGGAGGUUUGAAGGAAGAGGACUUUAGCGUGGACAGCAAAUUCCAUUUGCUCUGAACUGUGUGCACACUUCAAUUCCCAGGUUGUUUUGAGGACACAAAAGCCUGUUUUGGUUUCAGCUGCCUGCUGGCCCGAGCAGGAAGAUCAAAGCCAUGGUUUUAGGGGUGUGGGAUUUGGGAUCUCGAGGGACAGAGCACACCAGGAUCCUUGGGAUGAGGAGGAAUGGUCACUGAGGUGCUGCUGCUCCGUCUUCUCCCUGCUCUGCUCAGGGAUCUCCUGCAGCUCUGGAGGCUCCUGGGCGUGGGAGCAAACCCCACAGGACCCAGAGGUGGAGUCCCCAUCCCUGGGGGGAUUUGAAGCCCUGUGGAGGUGGCACUUGGGUUAUUAAUGCACAGAAAGAGCAGGAAAAUCCUGCAGGAAAGGCACUGCCAAGAGCCAAGGGCAAAGCCACACCUCGGGCAGGUGUGCCCAGCCCCUCUCCACACGUCUCUGCCCGCACAAAAUCCCCAGCUGGGUUAUCAGGGAUGAUUUCUGGCCCCUUUGCCCAGGCUGAGGAGUAUUUAACUGCUCACAAAGGCUGCAGGACUGCCCAGGAGUGCAGCUCCCUUCUCCUUGCUCUCAGGGAAUGAGCAGUGGGACCUUGGGACAGAUCCAAAGUGCAAAAUCCUGCUCAGAGCACGUGUUCAGCACUUCUGCCCCUUUGUCCCUCACCUCUGCAGCCAGCAGAGACUUUUUUAUGCCUUUAAAAAGAAAAAAAAAAAGCCUCCUUUUCCUUUCCAGUGUGAUUUUUCAGUCACGUUCUGUUAUCUGUCCUGUGAUACAAGAAGUGCUCGUGGAGAUGAAAAAGCGUUUU